Molecule: messenger RNA, 4347 nt
Organism: Aedes albopictus (Asian tiger mosquito)
Lineage: Eukaryota; Metazoa; Arthropoda; Insecta; Diptera; Culicidae
Exons: 2
Coding region: 1125-4121 (998 amino acids)
Biological process (GO): DNA integration
Molecular function (GO): nucleic acid binding
Source: RefSeq, a predicted model, not a curated record
GUGUGGUACUUACAGGGGAUAGACAAAAUGAUCGGGACAGGCAAAGUUUUUACUUUUCAAAAAAUGUUCAAUUAGCUGUAACUUUUCGAAACGUGCAUCAAUUAUUCUCAAAUUUUCACUGUAAGUUAAUCAACUAACUGUGUAUCAGUGGACAAAAUUUGGAAAAGAUCGAACUAUUCUACACGAAGUUAUAAAGAUUCUAGAAAAAUAUAUAAUUAGCCGAUAGCCAACUUUGAGCUGUUAUAUCUCCGGAUUUAAUGAACCGAAUGCAAUGAAAUUUUGACUAUUUAUGACUUAUAUAAUGAGCUUUGAAAAACUUUUGACACAUCUACAAAUUCUUAACACGGAAGAAAAUUAUUACGCAGAGAUUAUUUUUCUAAUAAAACACCAAAUUUUCUCAAACUUCAACAUCGUUUCAAAAUUCAAGAUGCUAAUUAUAGCUCAUUUAAAUUCCCUCUAAUUGUCUUGAAUAUAAAUAUGUUUUGAAGGAAAGUAAUAACAUAGCCUUCAAUUAUUUGAAAAAGUAAUGGGAUGCAUAUUAAAAAUAGACCAAUUUACUAAAAAACCAUAAAAUAAAUAAAAUCGCUAUAACUUUUUCUCUUGAUAACAAUUUAAAGUUGUGUCAAACGUUUUUCAGAGCUCAUUAUAUAAGUCAUAAAUGGUCAAAAUUUCAUUGCAUUCGGUUCAUUGAAUCCGGAGAUAUAACAGCUCAAAGUUGGCUAUCGGCUAAUUAUAUGUUUUUCUAGAAUCUUUAUAACUUCGUGUAGAAUAGUUCGAUCUUUUCCAAAUUUUGUCCACUGAUACACAGUUAGUUGAUUAACUUACAGUGAAAAUUUGAGAAUAUGUGAUGCACGUUUCGAAAAGUUACAGCUAGUUGAACAUUUUUUGAAAAGUGAAAAUUUUGCCUGUCCCGAUCAUUUUGUCUAUCCCCUGUACCAUUGGGAGUCGUCGUCCAUCCAAAGAAGCCGGAAAAAGUGAGAGUAGUUUGGGAUGCGGCUGCGACAGUCCGAGGCGUUUCUCUCAAUUCCGUGUUACUAAAAGGACCUGAUUUGCUAACAUCUCUCCCGGCGGUACUUAGUCGAUAUCGCCAGAGACAGGUGGCCAUCGGUGCGGAUAUAAGAGAGAUGUUCCACCAAGUAUUGAUUCGCCCGGAAGAUCGUCACGCGCAACGGUUCCUGUGGCGGGACAGUCCUUCGCUUCCAAUACAAGUCUUUGUUAUGGAUGUGGCUACAUUCGGAUCGUCGUGCUCUCCGUGUUCACUGCAAUUCGUGAAAAAUUUGAACGCGGAAGAACAAGCGGAUGAAUUUCCGAAGGCGGCCGAGGCGGUGAAGACAAGCCACUACGUCGAUGACUAUUUGGACAGCGUGGAUACAGUCGACGAAGCAGUGCAACUAGCGGAAGAUGUAAAAACCGUUCACGCCAGAGGAGGGUUUGAAAUUCGGCACUGGCUGUCAAAUUCAUCGGAAGUAAUCGAGCGAAUCGGAGAAUGCAGCAGUGAAUCAAGUAAAUGUUUCCUGAAGGAUAAGUGCAGCGGCACAGAACGCAUCUUGGGAAUGACUUGGCAACCAACGGAGGAUGUUUUGUCGUUUUCAAUUCAACUACGUGCUAAUCUGCAGUCUUUGAUAACCGAAGCUGUAGUUCCGACGAAACGGGAGGCCUUGAGUCUCGUAAUGAGCGUCUUCGAUCCUUUGGGAUUGGUAGCUGUGGUUCUGGUUCAUGGGAAAGUGCUGCUUCAGGAUGUGUGGAGAGCCGGCGUCGAUUGGGACGAGACCAUUCCGACGAAUCUGCUCGUCCGCUGGAAAGAAUGGAUUCAGACGUUGAAACAGCUUGAAGUCAUUAGAAUUCCUCGUUGCUAUUUCUCUGGCUACGGUCAGCAAUCGUAUGAUUCGCUGGAAUUACACAUAUUCGUCGACGCCAGUGAAUCAGCAUAUGCAGCUUGCGCGUAUUUCCGAGUGGUAGACUACGGCGUAGUUCGUUGUUGUCUUGUGACGGCGAAGACAAAAGUCUCUCCACUUAAACCGCUAUCCAUUCCACGGCUUGAGCUGCAAGCUGCAGUGAUGGGAGCACGCCUUAUGAAAAGUGUCAUUUCUAACCACACACUGAAGAUACACCGAAAAGUGCUCUGGAGCGAUUCCACUACGGUGCUUUCGUGGUUGAGAUCCGAUCCUCGGCGCCACACGCAGUUCGUGGGAUUCAGAAUCGGAGAGAUCUUGGAAACUACGGACGUCGAAGAUUGGAGAUGGGUCCCGACGAAAUGUAACGUCGCAGACGAAGCCACCAAAUGGGGAACCGGGCCCAACAUUGAAUCAAAUAGCCGGUGGUUCAAAGGGCCAAAGUUCCUUUACGAGCAAGAAGAUUACUGGCCUCGGCGUGAACUACCAUUAAUCGAGUCAACAGAGGAAUUGCGAAUUGUGAAUGUGCAGGCUCAUGUCAGCGUAGAUCAAGUAGUCAACUUCCAGCGGUUUUCGAAGUGGGAGCGGUUAUUACGUACUUUCGCAUUCGUACGACGCUUCUACGAAAACUGUCAGCGGAGGACAAGGAAUGCGCCAACAUAUUCUACCUCACACUUUAGUUCCGAAGAACUGAAGAAUGCGGAGUUCGCUGUCUGGAGAUUGGUUCAGCUAGAAACAUAUCCGGACGAAUUUGGCUUGCUGCUGAGAAACUGCCAUAUCCAACCGGCACAACAGCAGAAGGUCAAGAAAAGUAGUCCACUCUACACCAAAGCUCCAAUGAUCGGUGAAGGAGGACUCAUUCGCAUGGAACGUCGUAUGCGACACGCAGAAUGGAUUUCCAACGACGUGCAGUUUCCAGUGAUUCUCCCAAAAACCAACUAUGUGACAUUUCUUCUGGUCGAUUGGUAUCACCGCAAAUUCAGACAUGCAAAUGGAGAAACUGUCGCGAAUGAAGUUGUGCAGAAAUACUCUAUUCCGGCACUACGAGUAUUAGUGAGGUCCGUUCGUGCUCGCUGUAACUGGUGUCGUGUCUACAGGGCGAAACCGCAAACGCCACCAAUGGGACCCUUACCAGCUGUACGGCUAACCCCGUACGUACGUCCUUUCUCCUUUGUCGGGUUGGACUAUUUCGGGCCAAUUACAGUGAGGAUUGGCCGAAGCAAUGCAAAACGAUGGGUAGCACUCUUCACAUGCUUGACGGUUCGUGCGAUACAUUUGGAGUUAACUAUGAGUCUUUCCACUGAGGCUUGUAAACUGGCCAUCCGGCGCUUCAUUGCGCGUAGAGGAGCACCGACCGAAAUUUAUUCCGACCAAGGCACGAACUUCCAAGGAGCCAGUCGGGAACUUCAAGAAGAGAUCGCCGUCAUCAAUGACUCUCUUGCGGGAACUUUUACGAACGCAACGACGCAGUGGAAAUUCAAUCCUCCUUAUGCACCGCAUAAGGGGAGGCCCUGGGAAAGGCUUGUUCGGUCCGUCAAAGCGGCUCUAAAUUCCACAGGGGUGAGCAGAAAUCCGGACGACGAAACAUUGAUGACGGUAUUAGCAGAGGUAGAGGGUAUGGUGAACACUCGCCCACUAACAUAUAUGGCGUUGGAGAAUCCGGAGCAGGAAGCCCUAACUCCGAACCAUUUCCUGCUCUUGAGUUCUUCCGGUGUACAUCAACCAGCAGUGUCAGCAGCGGACCCUCGCAUGGCUUUACGAUCAAACUGGAAUCUGGCACGCUCGAUGUUGGAUCGGUUUUGGGCCCGGUGGAUCCAAGAAUACUUACCGGUUAUCUCGAGGCAAACCAAAUGGUUCGGCAAUGUCAGAACCUUGGAAGUCGGUGAUCUGGUGAUCAUAGUACAAGAUAACAUCCGGAACAGUUGGACAAGAGGGAAGGUGGUCCGCGUUUAUCCUGGAAAGGAUGGCCGCGUUCGCAAAGCAGACAUACAAACUUCUGCGGGUAUAGUUCAACGGCCGACGACCCUGCUCGCUGUCCUACAUGUUCAAGAGCCUGAUCAGUGUAUAGCAGAAGAAACUUCGUGCAAUACGGGCGGGGGCGUGUUGGCAACACGGGAACAUCGCUUUCCAGCAGGGAUCGAUAUUGGCCGAGUGACAGAUCCCGUGACAGACAACUACAACGAAAUGAUUGGGGAUAAGGGAAAACGUCAAACACUUAGAACAAACUGAAGACAGAACAAGUGGACAAACACGUUAAAAUUUAUCUUUUUCUCUUAAAUUCUAAUAUUGGUUGAAUUCGAUUAAAACUUAAACUGUAUACACUAAUCUAUUAUCAACCUACAUCUAAUUGUUAUCGUACGACGGGGAACAUAUGUACACGUGAGGACUAAAAUUGUAAGUCUACAAACCUAAAUCUAGCUUAAACCCUAACUAAAUGCUAAUAUAUUUUAGCUUG